Messenger RNA from Fomitiporia mediterranea MF3/22, 1776 nucleotides. RefSeq lists its product as uncharacterized. The record is from RefSeq and is a predicted model, not a curated record. NCBI's taxonomy places the organism in Eukaryota, Fungi, Basidiomycota, Agaricomycetes, Hymenochaetales, Hymenochaetaceae. The transcript is spliced from 10 exons. Bases 1 to 1776 code for a protein of 591 amino acids.
AUGGGGACAGGAUCUGAUACCUUCCCUCGCGGGCUGGAGAGCCUCACACCCGAGCUUCUCUCUCAAAUAGCUCUGUUUACUAUUUGUGACCGUUUCAAAGCUGGCCCACCAUCACAACUUCUUCCUCUGUCACUGAUCAGCCGAUCUAUUUAUCGUGCACUUUGCCUCAACGAUAACUACCCGCUUUUGUCUCAGGUGUUCGGUUUAAAAUUUGACCUUAGUUCCUGUGGCCGACGAUUCGGAGUUAACUACCUAACCACGGUGGACUUCUCCGUCGAGCUCAAGAAACGCUGUCAAGCACUGAAACGCCUUAGAGCAGGAUGUUUCGAUGACACUACUCUUGUGGAUGACUUGUGGACCGCGCUUCUGAUGAUGUUUGAGAACGACGGGUUCAACGAAGUGCACCUGCUCGAUUGGGUUGGUCUUCAUAGCCGCCUGCUUGACAUAUUGCGGAAGCUGCAUGCCCAGACGAGUGCGUAUAAUUCGUCCGUCUGGUCACUCACAAUCUGGCUUCUUUGGAUGACUAGUGAUGAAGCUUCGCUUCGCGCAGAGGUUCCAUUCGACAGAGAUCUUUUAAUGUCCGCUCUCCAACCACUUGUGAUUGCAGGGAAUCGCCAUGAGGCCUUCUGCGCACCUGAGGCCUCUUUUGAAUGUCGGAAACUUCAUCUCUUAACAACCAAAUGCAUGCCAAUUAUCCACUACAAUCAAUCAUUGUUUCUUCGUAUACCGUCGGCACCUCUCGCUGCCUUUCUGGCGAGCACUGCAAGGCUUGAUUUCGACCAGCAAUGCGGGAAAGUCGUGGGUGGAUGCUCCCUCUCGCUCCCACGAAGCAGAGAAGUUGCAAUCGCCCUUGGUAUUACCGGACCCACCAUUGAAGACAUGGAGGAACUAGGCAAAAUUGCGCGAGUCGCGAUUCGACGCCGUGCUUCGACCACAGGGAGUACUCGAGAACACAAUCUCGAUGAUUCGCCGAGCAAAUUCCUAGACAUUGACUGGUCGCGUAUGAUGUUAUUCGAACAUUCCAGUCAGACUGCCCGUCAUGGGGAGGCGUUCAGAGGACAAGCGUACGUGCCUGGGAACUUGGCGGGCCCCUGGGCUGGGAAGUUCAUGGUACCGGAAUUACAGGCUUACCGCGCUCUUCUUGCUGACUCUGCCGAUUUUCCUUCUUCGCGGAUACCCAUGUAUCAACGACCUCUGUACAUGCGUCUGCGGGAGCACCACUGCCUUUCGGCUGAAGCCAGUAUUUCCUAUAACAGCGACCGCGGAGAAGAUUUUCUUAAUGCGUGGCUGCCGAGGAGUUGUUCCUAUCGCGAGGAUGAAGAUUCGGCUCAGUUAGUAGUGUAUGACAAACUGUCCCGCAGAAGAGUCAAAUACCAUACACUCGUCCCCGUAUCCGGCUUUCGGGAUACACCUGGCUAUUCAGACCACCGUUUGAAUGGUUCUGAUUCGAAGCACCAUUCUAUGGGCUACAGAAACGUGCAUGCUGAAGGCUUUGGAACACCGGAACAUGUCAAAGAUAUUAUAGUAACUGGCGAGACAGAUCCGCAACAUGGCGAUGCAUGGGGCCACUUCAAGGUGCUAGGAAGAGUUCGACCCUGGGACGGACUUGUAGCUCUUCUCCGCAGUCCGGCGUUUUCUGAUGAAUCAGAAUUGGGAACUUGGUUGUUCCGAGGAUAUAUCGUUGGAUCUGGCAUGCUCGUUGGCCGUUGGCGAGAUGCAACUAGCAUGAAUGGCGCCUCUGAGCUUGAAGGCCCUUUCUUUAUGACGAAGCAGUGA